Messenger RNA from Dendronephthya gigantea, 1946 nucleotides. RefSeq names its product WD repeat, SAM and U-box domain-containing protein 1-like. The coding region runs from base 44 to 1573 and encodes 509 amino acids. The record is from RefSeq and is a predicted model, not a curated record. Gene Ontology annotation, molecular function: ubiquitin-protein transferase activity; protein binding. Lineage: Eukaryota; Metazoa; Cnidaria; Anthozoa; Malacalcyonacea; Nephtheidae. The transcript is spliced from 10 exons. Gene Ontology annotation, biological process: protein ubiquitination.
CCAGACCGUCGUCGAAAAAAUAAAUUAAAUUUUUAAUGAAAAUAUGGCCGAACUAACUUUGACUCUUUCACAACAUACUAAAGAUGUAAACUGUUGUGCAUUUUCUCCCAACAGCCGGAUCUUGGUAUCAGGAUCUAGCGAUAAGACUGUGAGAUUAUGGGACAUUUGUACAGAAGGUAAAGAGUUAGACGAUUCACCGCUGCAAGGACAUAGUUAUCACGUUUGUGCUUGUGCAUUCUCUCCUUUUGGCACUCUCUUAGCCACUGCUUCGACUGACUGCACAGUAUGGUUGUGGGAUACGAAGACAUAUCAGAAAAUCACAACAUUUGAAGGACAUCGUGGCGCUGUAAGGGCAUGUGUGUUUUCUCCAGAUUCCUUGCUCCUCGCUUCGGGCUCUGCUGAUGAAACUAUUUGUUUAUGGAGUACAAAAACCAAGAACCUUGUUCGACGUAUCGAAGGCUUUGAAAGCAAUGUUAUGGCGUGUUGUUUCACACCAGAUAAUUUGUAUAUUCUUGCUGGGGUCAGUAAUGCUGAAAUAAGUUUAUGGGAUAUACAAAGUGGUAUCUGUAAAGCUUUCAAUAAAGAAGCCAAUGAUAUGGGUGUGAAUACGUGUUGUUUCUCUCCAACAUUUGGUUCUGCAGUUCCGUGCAACACAGAUACCAGUGGUAGUUCGCCACACUUCUUACUUGUUACUGGUGGAGGAGAUAAUUUGGUUAAACUAUGGAACAUCUUCACUGCCUCAGCAUAUUCAGAUAAAUGCCAUAUUGGAUACAGGUCAACUUUGGCUGCACAUGAAGCUCCAGUUUGGCAAUGUAAUUUCUCUAGCAAUGGCAAACUGCUGGCCUCAUGCUCAGGGGAUAAGACUGUUAUAAUUUGGGAUCCAAUUAAAGGGACAGCAUUACAUAGACUUUUUGCACAUUCAAGAUAUGUGACAUGCUGUGCCUUCUCGCCAGAUGGUAAAUAUUUAGCCAGUGGUUCAAAUGAUAGAACUGUCAAAGUCUGGACUCUUAAACUAUCAAAUACUUCAACUGGGCUUAUUGAUGGUGGAAACAUGUUACAGAAUCCAACUGCGAAGAAUGAUAUUCUUUUACCACAAUCUUCAGAACAAAAGGUUGCUUUGAAAAAAAUGACGUCAUGGACAUUGGAUGAAGUGUGUAACUGGCUGAGUAAUCUUAAUCUUGACCAAUAUUGUCAAAGCUUUCGUGAAAAUGCAAUUGAUGGAACAGAAUUGUUUAAUAUAAAUGCGGAGGUUUUAGCGAAUGACUUGUGUAUUGGACCUGUUGGCCAUCGGAACAAAAUUUUGAGAAGUGUAAAAGAAGUUAAAAAGAAAGAAAUUGAAGAUAGUAUUCCAGAUGAAUUUUUGUGUCCAAUAACUAGAGAGUUGAUGACUGACCCAGUUAUUGCUGCAGACGGUCAUUCUUACGAACGUGAAGCUAUUCAGUCAUGGAUGUUAUCAGGAAAGUUAACGAGUCCUAUGACAAACACGCCAAUGAAACAUUCCAACCUUAUUCCAAACACUACUCUUAAGAGUGUUAUUUCUAGAUAUUUUAGUACAGGAAACGUUAUAACAUGAGAGCUGUAUUGCAGUUAAACUAAUUAUUACCGUUAUGGUAACUUAGAAUUUUGGUAACUCGUUUAUAGAGACAUACAGGUCCGGUAAAUACCACAAAGUUUUUAAAAAAACUUAUCAACCUAUUUCUUAUUGAUCAAAUCAACAUAAUUGUUAUUGAUGAGCAUAUUUUCUAUGUAUCCCAAUAUUUCUACGCUCAAAGACUCAACAAAUUUUCUAUGUAGCCCAACAUUUUUACCAUUUCUAUUUCAAAACCGCGAGAAGGAGAAUCUCAGAAUCUGUUCCUUUAAAGGGUUUCUCUUCGUGAUUGGGACGUUGAGCUCCAAAAACUGAUGUCCAAAACUUUGUAGUUCGGAAGGGUGUAUUGGGAUUAACU